AUGGACGUUUGGUCAGAUAGUGAGCCUCUGGCCCUGCAGUCGGAAGGGGAUGUUGUGAUUGGUGGGCUUUUCCCUCUCCAUUAUGUAGCUCCUAAGCCACAGCACAGCUACCACAGCAAACCUCAGCUCACACCUUGCAGUGGCUUUGACCACAGAGCCUUCCACUGGAUGAUGGCCAUGGUGUUUGCAGUGGAGGAAAUUAACCGUAAUUCAAGUCUGUUACCAGGUGUUAAACUAGGCUACCGGAUCAUAGACAGCUGUGACGAUGUCCACACCAGCCUGCAAGCUCUUUUGUCUUUAUACAUAAAUGGAAACGUAACAGAGGAGAAAAUGGAUACAAAUACACAAUCUCAAAGUUUUUCCUUAUGUCUGGCUGAUUCUCCUGUGCCUGCUGUGAUCGGCCUUGCAUCCUCUUCCCCUACAAGAGCUGUAGCUCAAACUCUUGGCCCUUUCAACCUCCCACUGGUGAGUUAUUUUGCCACUUGUACCUGUCUUUCUGACAAGCAUAUGUACCCGUCAUUCUUGCGGACUGUGCCGAGUGAUUUCUUUCAAGUUAGAGGUCUUGUUCAGCUGGUCACCUUCUUAGGCUGGCUCUGGGUCGGCACAAUAGGGACCACGGAUGACUACAGUCAGUAUGGCAUCCAAGCAUUUUCUAAUCAGUUUAGACAACAAGGUGGGUGUCUGGCAUUUCAUCAGACUAUCCCAACAUCCCCCACAGCGGCUGAGAUACAGGAGAUGGUAGACACUCUGCAAAGUUCAACCGCACGGGUAAUGGUGGUCUUUGCCACGGAGGGACAGCUGCUGGAUCUUUUCUUAGAGCUGGCUCAGAGAAAUGUGACAGGGAUCCAGUGGGUAGCUAGUGAAGCCUGGGUGACCGCUAGCCUGCUGACCUCUUCCCACUUUCACCCUGUUCUAGAGGGCACGCUGGGCUUCUCCUUCCCUACAGUCAGGAUCCCCGGCUUCAAAGAAUUCCUGUUGAAUGUCUACCCCUCUCCCAAACCUGGGAUGACAUUUGUCAACAUGUUCUGGGAAGAGCUGUUUGGCUGCAGGCUAGAGUUUAAAGAAGACCACUCCAAAGAAAAUCAAGCACCUGUUUGCACUGGUUCAGAGGAUCUGAGGUACACUAACAGCAGUUUUACGGAUGUAUCAGAUGUAUCCUAUAAUGUGUAUAAAGCUGUAUACGCCAUUGCCCAUGCACUGCACACUUUAUUGAACUGUGAUUCUGCAGGACAUAACAAGGGAACAUGUGAUAAUCACAAAUUAUUUACGUCUAGGCAGUUGCUGCAUCAUCUGAAGAUAGUGAAUUUUACCAACCAGUUUGAGGAGAAGGUAUAUUUUGACUCCAACGGAGAGCCGGUCCCUCUCUAUGACAUCAUUAACUGGCAGAAGGAUAGCAAGGGGAUAAUUAGAUUUAUUAAAGUGGGAAGCUAUGACGGUUCGGCUCCAUUGAGAAGACAGUUGCAGAUAGAGCAGAACACCAUUGUGUGGACAAAAGGACAGUCACAGGUGCCUGCAUCUCAGUGUAGUGCUCCAUGCUCCCCUGGCAGCAGGCAGGCCAGACGUCCAGGAGAGCCCCACUGCUGCUUUGAUUGCUUGCCUUGUGCAGAUGGACAGAUCACCAACCAGACUGGUUCCACUGAGUGCACAAAAUGUCCUGAAUACUACUGGUCAGACAAAGACAAGGUGAAAUGCAUAGCCGGAAUCGAAGAAUUCUUGUCUUUCCACGACACCAUGGGCAUCAUCCUUGUCACCCUCACAUUGCUGGGUGUCGUCAUGACAACCAUCGUCACUGCUGUCUUCUACCGUUUCCGUUCCACACCGAUUGUCAAGGCCAACAACUCAGAAAUAAGUUUCUUGCUUCUCCUGUCACUCAAGCUUUGCUUCUUGUGUCCCCUUCUGUUCAUUGGCCAGCCAUCUAUGUGGACAUGCAGGCUCCGCCAGGCAGCAUUCGGCAUCAGCUUUGUCCUCUGUCUGUCCUGCCUCCUCGUUAAGACCAUCGUGGUUCUCUUGGCCUUCCGGGCUAAUGCACCUGGUUCCAGGGGUCUGAAGUUGUUUGGUCCCUCUCAACAGAGGAUUCUGAUCCUCUGCACUACAGCUCCUCAGGUUUGUCUCUGUGCUGGUUGGCUUUUGGGCGCAGCUCCCUUCCCAUUCAAGAACCCAAACUAUCAAGCCACGACUGGAAAAAUUGUUGUGGAGUGUAAGGAACCAUGGCCCCCUGGAUUUUAUCUGGUCCUGGGCUACAUUGGUCUGCUGGCCUUCAUAUGCCUACUCCUUGCGUUUCUCGGACGCAAACUACCUGAUACCUUCAAUGAGGCGAAGCUCAUCACCUUCAGCAUGCUGAUCUUCUUGGCCGUCUGGAUCUCUUUCAUUCCAGCUUAUGUUAGCUCUCCUGGGAAGUUCACUGUGGCUGUGGAAGUAUUUGCUAUAUUAGCUUCAAGUUUUGGACUGUUACUUUGUAUUUUUGUACCCAAAUGUUAUAUAAUAUUAUUGCAGCCUCAGAGGAACAUAAAGAAAGGCAUGACUAGAAAAUAUCUUACAUGA
Messenger RNA from Perca fluviatilis (European perch), 2541 nucleotides. Its product is annotated as extracellular calcium-sensing receptor. Gene Ontology annotation, biological process: G protein-coupled receptor signaling pathway. Bases 1 to 2541 code for a protein of 846 amino acids. Gene Ontology annotation, cellular component: membrane. Lineage: Eukaryota; Metazoa; Chordata; Actinopteri; Perciformes; Percidae. The transcript has 14 exons. The record is from RefSeq and is a predicted model, not a curated record. Gene Ontology annotation, molecular function: G protein-coupled receptor activity.